AGCCCUGAGGUGAAGCCCUGAGGGAUGAGGCUAAAGGAUGGGGCUGAGGGUCGGGGCUGAGGGAUAGGGUUGAAGGAUGGGGCUGAGGGUCAGCCCUGAGGGAUGGGGCUGAAGGAUGGCGCUGAGGGUCGGCCCUAAGGGAUGAGGCUGAGGGUCAGCCCUGAGAGAGAAAAGCUUUCUUUGAGCAUGAGUUCCCCGUGUGCCCGGGUGAGACGCGUGGGGCUCUUCGGGGGCACUCACGGCAAUGAAUUGUCGGGGGUGCUCCUGGUCAGGCACUGGCAGCAGGAUGGAGCUGAGAUCCAGAGGGCAGGAGUGGAGGUGAAACCAUUCCUCACCAACCCCAGAGCUGUGGAGAGGUGCACCAGGUACAUUGACUGUGAUCUCAACCGGGUCUUUGACCCCCAGAGUCUUGGCAGGCCAGUGGUGGAAGAUAUUCCAUAUGAAGUGAGGAGGGCUCAGGAAAUCAAUCAUAUAUUUGGUCCCAAAGGUAGUGAUGAUGCCUAUGACCUUAUUUUUGACCUUCACAACACCACUUCUAACAUGGGUGGUACCAUUAUUCUUGAAAACUCCAGGGAUGACUUUACAAUUCAAAUGGUUCAUUAUAUCAAGAACGCUUUGGCUCCAGAACCUUGUCCUGUUCUGCUGAUUGAACAUCCCAGCCUGAAAUAUGCAACAACUCGCUCUGUGGCAAAACACCCUGUUGGUGUCGAGGUGGGGCCCCAGCCACAAGGUGUUGCUAGAGCUGAUGUUUUGGACAAAAUGAGGAAGAUUGUCAAACAUGGCCUUGAUUUUGUGCAACUUUUUAAUGAAGGCAAGGAAUUUCCACCAUGCACAAUUGAGGUUUUUAAAAUAAUGGAGAAAGUAGAUUAUCCCAGGAAUAAGAAUGGUGAAAUUAUUGCAAUAAUUCAUCCUCAACUACAGGAUCAAGACUGGCAGCCACUGAAGAAUGGUGAUCCUCUAUUUUUGACUCUUGAUGGAGAAGUAAUUCCAUAUCAGGGGAACUGUACAGUCUAUCCAACAUUUAUUAAUGAAGCUGCAUAUUAUGAAAAGAAACAAGCUUUUGUAAAAACAGAGAAAAUCAAACUCACUGCAAAACACCUCAGGUUGCCAGUCUCAGAGCAGAGCACUUCUUAAGAGAGCUUGUUACAAAUUUUUCAUAUAAAAAGUGGGUUUGCUUGUGAAGUCCAGUGUCAUUCAGUAGUAACUUGUGGAAUAAAUACAGAACCCAAUUUUAAAUUGUAAUUUAAUUAACCUUGCUGAGCACUUUGAGAUCUAUUGUCAUAAUGCUGAUUAUGACUCUGUUUA
Ficedula albicollis (Collared flycatcher) is the source of this 1305-nucleotide messenger RNA. It is a transcript of the gene ASPA, whose product is annotated as aspartoacylase. Gene Ontology annotation, molecular function: hydrolase activity, acting on carbon-nitrogen (but not peptide) bonds, in linear amides; hydrolase activity, acting on ester bonds. NCBI's taxonomy places the organism in Eukaryota, Metazoa, Chordata, Aves, Passeriformes, Muscicapidae. The record is from RefSeq and is a predicted model, not a curated record. The transcript is spliced from 7 exons. Bases 142 to 1134 code for a protein of 330 amino acids.